UGGAGUGAAUCCAGUCUCCUCAGAGGCUGGCCAACGAGGCAGAAGAGGCAGCCCCUUCUUUUCUGUUGCAGCUCCUGCCGCCACUGCUGGUGUUACACUUCUGGAGGCGAUGCAGGAGACGCGGUGAAGCCUUAAAGGAGGAGAGGAGCAGAAAGACACCUCCUGAUGGGGAGCUGCUGAUUGACAGAGAGAAAUGAGAAAGGGAGAGCGCAGAAACAGCCCAUGGUGAAGGAGCCAAAGAGGAGGAGGAGGUGGUGAGACAAGCGAUUAGCGGCAGAGAAGAAUAGGUGGUGGUAAAGUCUGGCUGGAGACCCUCUGUCUACAGGCGCCUAUAGAGAUCGAUCUGCAUUCAGCUCUUAAACAACAUGACUUGGCUGGUACUUUCCGUCCUGCUCCUGCUUGGAUGCCAAAACAGUCUUGGUCAGCAGACUUCGGAAGCUCAGAAAGACGCGGGCUCCAAUGAAGACAGCAUGGUAUUCACACGGAUCCUGGAUGGCCUUCUGGACGGUUACGACAACAGGCUGCGCCCGGGACUCGGAGAGAAUGUAACAGAGAUCAAGACAAACAUCUUUGUGACCAGCUUCGGCCCCGUGUCCGACACAGAGAUGGAAUACACUAUAGAUGUGUUCUUUCGACAAAGCUGGAAGGAUGAGCGCCUCUGCUUCAAAGGGCCCAUGGAGAUGCUGCCUUUAAACAACCUCCUGGCCAGCAACAUCUGGACUCCUGAUACCUUUUUUCUCAACGGCAAGAAGUCCAUUGCGCAUAACAUGACCACACCCAACAAGCUGCUGAGGCUAAAGGACGACGGAACCCUGCUUUACACAAUGAGGUUGACCAUCUCAGCAGAAUGCCCCAUGCAGUUGGAGGACUUCCCCAUGGAUGCCCACGCCUGUCCACUCAAGUUUGGCAGCUAUGCCUACCCAGUAUCAGAGGUAGUCUACACAUGGACCCAAGGAGCUGCCAAGUCUGUUGUGGUGGCAGAAGAUGGUUCCAGGCUCAACCAAUACCAUCUAGUUGGACAAACGGCUGACACAGAGGACAUACACACCAGCAGAGGACAGUAUACUGUGAUGAUGGCACACUUCUACCUGAAGAGGAAAAUCGGAUAUUUCGUCAUCCAGACGUACAUGCCAUGUUUCAUGACUGUAAUUUUGUCCCAAGUGUCGUUUUGGCUUAACAGAGAGUCUGUUCCUGCACGGACUGUCUUCGGUGUGACUACGGUGUUGACGAUGACCACACUCAGCAUCAGUGCCAGAAACUCACUUCCCAAAGUAGCCUACGCCACAGCCAUGGACUGGUUCAUUGCUGUCUGCUAUGCUUUUGUCUUUUCUGCUCUUAUUGAGUUUGCCACUGUGAACUACUUCACCAAGAGGAGCUGGGCCUGGGAUGGCAAGAAAGCUCUAGAAGCACAGCACCCUAAGAAAAGAGACCCGAUGGUUCUCUCUAAAAAGGCCAACAAUGUCUGCUCGGCUGGCGUCAACUACACCCCCAACCUCACCAAAGACGUGUCCAUCUCCACCAUCUCCAACACAACGUCAGUGCAACUGCGAGGCUCAGAAAGCAAACUGGUGGACCCCAAGAAGACGUACAACAGUGUCAGCAAGAUCGACAAGAUGUCACGGAUAGUGUUUCCUGUCCUCUUCGGAACCUUCAACCUCGUCUACUGGGCCACAUACCUGAACAGAGAACCAAUGGUGAAAGGAGUCGUAGCCUCAACAUAAUCCUCCCCUGUUUUUUGUGUGGUUUAUUUCUUUCUAAAACUAGAUUUGUGUAAAAGAUGAAGGGGUUCAGACGAAACGAUCACUGCUUUAGAAAAAAAAAUUGAAAAAACCAAACACCUGCGCUUGAGGAACAAACUAUAUUCAUCUAUCUGAUUCAGGCACUUUGAAUGGAUGAAAAGCUUCAGCAGAUUAUCUUUCAUUUUCUUGUGGCCUAAAAAACAUGCUUGAUAAUGAAGAAACUCCUUCUAAGAAACAGGAGAGCAACUGCUUUUCUUCUUUUGUGUCUAUCCUGCUGCAUUUUGCGUGACGUUCUCUUCAAAAGGAAACAGCGGACUCCUUUGUAUUAAAUAACAACUAUCACUGCUUAAAUUUUAACUACUACCUACAGUAGUUUGAGUUAAAAAGUUCAUUUUAAUAGGUUGCAAGGUUGCAAAGAUAUUAAUUUAACUUUUUAUUGCCAUCUACAUGCUGUUACUUUGCUGUUUUAAAAGUGAGAAAAACACAAUUUAAACCAAAAAGUGAAAAAUAAGAAUAUUUGACAUUUAUAUAAAGUAAAGCAGCACUUAGACCUAAAAUAUUCAGACAUAUUUGGCCAACAAGCUGAAAAAAUAGCAUUGAGUGACAUGUCAGCACAUUUGAGGACAGAUAUAUGAUUCAAAUGAAUUUUAAGACUUGGUUACUCAUCCAUGAAACUAAUAUAUACAGCUGAGAAGCCAGAUACCUGAAAGCAGCAUGUCCCAUACAAAUCAGCAGAGUGAUGUGGAGAGUUUGAAGACUGUAAUACUGUGAAGUGACCUGGAUUCAAGAUGGCUUUUAAGCAUCCUUGAGCUUAACACUGUAGCACAAAAGCUCCAGGAGCUGGUUUUAUCAUCAAUUUAACAACAUCUAAAAAUACCACAGCCAACUCUUUAUCACAAAAAAAA
Cyprinodon tularosa is the source of this 2644-nucleotide messenger RNA. RefSeq names its product gamma-aminobutyric acid receptor subunit alpha-5-like. Gene Ontology annotation, cellular component: neuron projection; synapse; dendrite membrane. The record is from RefSeq and is a predicted model, not a curated record. The transcript has 10 exons. Gene Ontology annotation, molecular function: GABA-gated chloride ion channel activity; transmitter-gated monoatomic ion channel activity involved in regulation of postsynaptic membrane potential; inhibitory extracellular ligand-gated monoatomic ion channel activity. NCBI's taxonomy places the organism in Eukaryota, Metazoa, Chordata, Actinopteri, Cyprinodontiformes, Cyprinodontidae. Bases 366 to 1721 code for a protein of 451 amino acids. Gene Ontology annotation, biological process: nervous system process; signal transduction; regulation of postsynaptic membrane potential.